Molecule: messenger RNA, 204 nt
Organism: Lactuca virosa
Lineage: Eukaryota; Viridiplantae; Streptophyta; Magnoliopsida; Asterales; Asteraceae
Source: the annotation of a GenBank genome assembly
AUGCACAGUGGAUCUUUAAUCUUUAUGUGUCGCAAUAAUGAUGCCAUCUUUUGUAUCUUUGAUGACCUGAAAACACAAAUUCGUGAACUUAGGGAAUCCAUAGAGUUGCCUUUAAUGAACCCUGAACUCUUCAUAAGGGUUGGAAUCAAGCACCCAAGAGUGUUCUUCUGUAUGGACCUCCUGGUACUGGCAAGACAUUACUAG